This is a messenger RNA of Esox lucius (northern pike), 2413 nucleotides long. RefSeq names its product ataxin 1-like (gene atxn1l). The annotation marks the transcript as partial. The transcript is spliced from 3 exons. The record is from RefSeq and is a predicted model, not a curated record. NCBI's taxonomy places the organism in Eukaryota, Metazoa, Chordata, Actinopteri, Esociformes, Esocidae. Gene Ontology annotation, cellular component: nucleus. Gene Ontology annotation, molecular function: RNA binding; protein binding. Gene Ontology annotation, biological process: regulation of DNA-templated transcription; anatomical structure development.
AGGAGCGCCACUAGGUUUUCGUCUACUGGCCUCAGAAAUGGGCUCGACUCAUCAGCCCUGAUUUCUACAAAAUAUUAUUCUAAUAUUAAGUGUUCUUAAAGCUUAAGGCACUCGAGGCAUAUCCACAAUGAUAUUUGGAGGUGAGGUGGUCGACAAGGUCAGCUGGAGGUUCUCAGAGCUGGUUCCUGUGGUGCUGACUGCCUGGCCGGCAGGCUCCUAUCCCAGUGCUGCACAGUAAACCUCUUGCUUCCAGAUAACACCACGCGGCACUGCCAUGAAGCCGGCUCACGAGCGCAACCAGGAGUGCCUGCCUCCCAAGAAGAGGGAUCUCAACAGCAGCACCAGUAGUAGUAGUGGGGCAGGAGGCGGAAUGGGGGGAUGUGGCGGUGGCGGAGGAGGAGGCGGGGAAGAGGUGGCCUCCGUUCAAAGCUCAGGGGUCAGUGGUGACAGUCAGGGUGGAGGCCCAGCAGUGGAGUGGCUACGUGCUCAGCCCGGCCUCCACUAUGGAGUUGAGAGUGCUGAGGGGAUCCAAGGGCUGCCUGUUGACCAGUACAGCAUGCUCUAUAAGGUGGCCCUCCCGUCUGUCUCUUACUCCCAGGCCAGUCUGCAUCCAGUGUUAAGCCACAUCUCUUCUGCUUACACGGUCCCCUCGUCCCUGCUACAGCAUCCAGGUCUCCCCUAUCCCCCCCUUGGCUACGCUCAGAUCCCCCACUCCUCUUUCCAGUUUGUCACCUCCCCGUACGGUGCGGUCCCUUAUGCAGUCUCCCCUGGCUUCGUCCCCAGCACCAUGAUUUCCCCCUCAGGUACCCUCUCCCAACCCCACCUGGUCCCCUACCAGUCAGUCAUCCAGGAGGGGGUGGUCUCCCCUCCUCCCCAGGCCCAGGUAUCUGCCCAUGCCUUUGCCAAAGUGGGAUCGUCCGGAGGGGUCCCGAUGAUGCUGACCUCAGAACCAGUGGCCCAGCACCAGCAGCACCUGAGUGUGCUGCCCACCACGGAGCUCAGUCCCCGGGGUGUUCCAGUGUUCUACCACCCUCAGGGCACCAGGGCCGUGCCUCCCCCCAGGGACCCCUACACCGGGCAGCAGGAGACGGACAGGGAGGUGAACGGUGGGGAGAGGGAGCACUCCAGGGAGAUGCUCCAGGAGUCGGUCUACAUGAACAGGAACGCACGGCCCCUGCAGACCGCAUCGGCCUCUGUGAUGCAGGAGCAGGCUCAGGACAGGAGCCUGAAGAGCCGCCGGCUGGACGAGAGGGCUUCGCCGGGGCAGCGCAGCACCCCAGACACGGACCUAGAGGUUCAGCAGGUGGUUGGUCGCCUAGCCUCUCCCAUCCAAGGCGGCGGCCGUAAAGAGGUAUCCUUUGGUCCCCUGAACCUAUCCCAGGGCUCCCAGAGAGGCAGAGAGGCUCAUGGGGAGGCGGGGGGUAGGACGUCGUAUGCAGUCCACCCUGCGGUGUACGGAGACCCCAGAGCUCCUCCCCAUCAGCAGCAGGCAGGCCAGCCGGGCCACGCCGUCUUCUUGGCCAACGGACAGCCAGUCCUGGUCCCUUUGGACUACCCCCACCAUCAGCUGCCCCCUCACCACUACCCCGGCCAGCCCAACGACACGCCGCCCCCGGUCACCAUGACCUCCCCAACGCCCCACUCCAAACCCCCGGAACAUCCGGCCAGAGCGUGCCUCCCGGACAGGGCCGUGGCGGAGCUGGCCCCCGUGCAGCACCCGGCGCCCUCCAACCCCUCCCACUUCAUGAAGGGCGCCAUCAUCCAGCUGGCCACAGGGGAGCUGAAGCGUGUGGAGGACCUGCAGACUCAGGACUUUGUGCGGAGCGCUGAGGUGAGCGGCGGACUGAAGAUCGACUCCAGCAUGGUGGUGGACAUCAGGGCCAUUCAGCAGCGGCCCGGCCUGGUGGCGCUGCACUUCACGGUGGGCGAGCAGCAGAGCAAGGUGACCAUCGACGUGCCCCUGGAGCACCCUUUCUUUGUGUUCGGCCAGGGCUGGUCGUCCUGCAGCCCAGAGCGCACGUCGCAGCUGUAUGGCCUGGCCUGCCACCACCUGCAGGUGGGAGACGUGUGUGUGUCGGUCGCACUGCAGCCGCCGGCCCAGCAGCAGCCCCCGCCGUCCCAAGCCAGCACAUACACCAAAGCCAACUCCGCGCCGGGGGUUGUCAGCCAGGCCAUGGGCCCCCCCGCGCCCCAGCAGCCCAGGACACAGCCGCAUUACCGGACGGAGCGCCUCCACCGGGACCGGGAGAAGGGCGAGAGGGACGAGGCCGUGCAGGUAGGCGGCGCUGGGCGCAGUGAGACGCCCCCCAGACCAAAUAGGACUUCAGCGGAGCACGCGAGGAGCCAGAGCAGUUACUAUUUGCACACGGAAGGUCCUGCUCGUGCGGGGGCGGGACCGGGGGCGGGACCGGGG